AGACUUUCCCGCGACCGGUUAUUCGCUCUUGCAGUUCUCGGCCAGUACCCGCUACCAUCGCGUUAGACUCGUCAGUCGGUUACGCGGUGGUUCCCUCGCACGAGGAUUGUUAAGCCGAUUUCUCCGGAUUAUUCAGAGACGAUCAUGUCCACUUAAUUUUCAACCACUUCCCCGUGAAAUUUGGAGGCAAUCGAUAGGUUGAUAUUGUCACCGGAGCUUUUAUUGUGCGGAAGUUGCCGAGGACGUCGUCGACAUCGAUAGAUUCACCCGGAAACUCUCGCGAUAGAGAUUUUAUCGUUCAGUCCAUUCCAUGUUCUUAUUCGAAUUCAUCAGUAUCGUAAAUAUUGUUUGAUCAGAGAGAGCCCGAGGUUGCGAUUGAUUUCUCUCAUCGAUUAAUCGACUUUUCGACACUUCGUCGCGCGAUCUCCACCGAUUUUCGAUCGAUUGGGUGCAGUAUUGACCCAGGAGCGAUGGAUGGGAAGAAGAAUAUCGUGUCCGCGGGCUUCCGCGAGAGGCUCCUGGAAAAAUCGAAGAAGAUCCAGCCGCUGACAAUCGGUGCGGCGAGUUUUCACAUGGACGCGGCGGAUUUGACACCGGAAUUGACAGCGAAAGCGAGGGACGAGUUGAGGGAAACCCCGGAGGUUGUUGAACAGGCACUUGCGGAGAUGAGGGAGUUGCUCAAAGGCGAGCCUGACCUCAAUGUACCUGAUGACGAUUAUUUCUUCUGCAAGUUCUUGAGACCUGUCAAGUGGCACGUUAAACCGGCCUUUGAACUUAUGAAACGCUUCUAUCGUUACAAAGUCACUCAUCCCCGCAUCUGCAACAACUUGGUCCCAAGUAGCGAUCGUGCUAUAUUCGAAUCUGGUGUAGUGACUCCAUUGCCAGUGCGUGCAGAAGGCUGCAGGGUUAUCCUAAUCGAGAGUGGAAAACGAUGGAAGCCGAAGGAAAUAAGCCUCGAGCAAAUAUUUCGAGGUGUCAUGAUGUUCGUGGCUGCUGCACUCAACGAGCCAAUAACACAGGUCUGUGGAGUGCAGGUAAUUCUUGACAUGGAUGGAUUGUCCCUGAGUCACGUGACGUACUUCACCCCUAGCUUUGCAAGUGCAGUUCUUGAGUGGGUCCAGAAAUGUUUGCCCGUUCGUCUCAAGGGGGUUCAUAUCAUAAAUCAGCCCUAUAUUUUUAAUAUGGUCUUUGCCAUAUUCAAACCCUUUUUGCACGAAAAAUUACGUAAGAGGGUGCAUUUCCAUGGUACCAACAGAACCACUCUAUUAUCGCACAUAGAAUCGAAGGCAUUGCCUUGCAGAUACGGUGGAGAUCUUGAUAUACCAGCUGAUCCUGUCGGUGAACCCCUGUACAAAUAUCUCGCCCUGUGGGAGGACGAGUUCACAUACGAGGAUCGCAUUGGCUACAUCACCAAGAAAUAGGACAAUUGAUGACAGUCGAGAGAAUGCGGGCAAAGUGGCUACGCUCAAUUCACAGUUACCAGGAAAUCGUAACUCUCGUUUUUCAAAUUUCUAUUUAAGUUCUUAUUUUUAUACUGUGGAAGAAAUCAAUCUAGCUGGAGUCUGAAUCAGGCCAAGGACGGUGAUUUAUAGCCAUUGAAAGCUCCAUUUUCGUUACUUCUCACUUUAUAUUCACUGUAAAUUAUGUAUUAAAACCGAAUGAACGGGAGCAACCAGAUUUACAGGGAAAUUUUCGAAGCACAUUUAACAAACUUCGCCAGAAAAACUGGUUAAAACGAAUUUGAGAACGAAAUUUCUGGUUAAUUAAUUUUUCUUUCAAUGCAUAUAAUUAUUUCUUUAUAGUCUUAUUAUUGAUCCCAUUGCUUUAUUAUUUUUGUUGUUGAGAUUUGAUUCAAACCAUCUUGAUACUUAAUUCUAAUACCUUUCAAAUUAUUUUUCCUAUUUUUUAAGAAUUCUGUCAAAUUUUGGGAUUCAAUUGUUAAAGUUUCGUUUUUUCAAAUUUAUUUAUUGUCACACAGUUCCUCUAACGAAGUUUUUUUUUGACCAAGUUCCUCCACCAAAAUUUUUUAUUGUUUUCUAUUUGAGAUUCUAUUAUUAAAAAUAAAAAUAGGUGUUAGUGAUUGGAUGCAGGGAAUGAUUGUAUUCAGUUAAUGUGAGAAAAUUAAAUUUAUUUUUAAAUAAUGGUA
Molecule: messenger RNA, 2146 nt
Organism: Diachasmimorpha longicaudata
Lineage: Eukaryota; Metazoa; Arthropoda; Insecta; Hymenoptera; Braconidae
Product: alpha-tocopherol transfer protein-like
Exons: 6
Coding region: 471-1421 (316 amino acids)
Cellular component (GO): membrane
Molecular function (GO): phosphatidylinositol bisphosphate binding
Source: RefSeq, a predicted model, not a curated record